AUGUUGGCUUCGGCGUCGUUUCCGCUCCGCAGUGCUCGUCGCUUGUGUCCUUCUCUCUCUGCACGCUUGAACUCGUUGUCUGCCUCGCGCUCCACCUCCAGUCAUGCUGCGUGUCCAGUGAAUCAUGCGCGGAGAGCCUUCUCCGGCGCCUCCCAGUUCCACCGACGAGGGCUUGCGAUGCACCCGGGUUCCUUCUUUCGGUUGUCUCUGGCUCGUUUGUCGACAGGGUCCCUUCCAUCGUCUCCACCGGCGUCUUCAUUCUUUCGCGCGCCCUCCUCUGCGUCGCAUUCUGGCUCUUCUGCGAGCGGCAGGCCUUCGUCGGAGGCUGGGAUCGCUGUGCAACGCAUUCGAGACUCUGAUCUGUUCGCAGUUUUCCAGAACGCCGCGGAGGCUCUAGGCGCGGCAGGAGACGACGCGGGCGCUCAGAAUAAGCGCGGGCGAACGGUGUCCACUCAGCGGCUCUUCCAAGCCCUGGUGCGGUCCGGUAUUCUAGAACGAGAACUUGCUGGCGAAGCCAAGGAGACAGUGAAAGCCAAAAACGCGCCCGCUGUCGAGUUCCGGCAGCUCUGCGAGUUCUACGAGAGCGGACGUUUCUACGAAAACUGGGGAGGAGGCGCUCGGAUUAUGAAGUUAUUAGGUGUCAAAGGCCUUGCGCCUCCUGGCGGGAACUUGAAAGGGGGAAUCAUCGAUGCCACGCCAAAGAGCAUGAACUACGAAGAAUUCAGAGCUUUCACAAACGCUGUGCGCGUUUGGUUGCGCGACGAAGUCAGCCCUGUGCCUCUCAGCGGCCGCGUGAUGAGGGCAACGAACAAUUCGGCUCGUGUCCUCCCCUGA
Messenger RNA from Besnoitia besnoiti, 834 nucleotides. RefSeq lists its product as uncharacterized. The record is from RefSeq and is a predicted model, not a curated record. Lineage: Eukaryota; Apicomplexa; Conoidasida; Eucoccidiorida; Sarcocystidae. The coding region runs from base 1 to 834 and encodes 277 amino acids. The transcript has 2 exons.